AUGACCAUCGUUCCUGGAACCUACCGCAUCAAGAACGCCAAGUCCUGGACUACGUUCGACCAGAGCAGGAAGGACCGUAACAAGAUUCACGGUUGGCAAGAGCGAACCGACCAACAAAACCAGCAUUGGUAUGUUCAACGCAUUGGCGAGGCCUACCACAUCAAGAAUGUCGAGACCGGACAAUACGCACAUGUAGAUGGUGGCUACAACAGUAGCAAGCUCCAGGCGUCUGGCUCUCCAACCACCUGGUACCUCCCGCAAGAGGGAGACGGAUCGGUCUUCGUUACUCUUGCCGGCACUAACUUUGUUGUUGACCUUGACAUGGGAAAGGCCGACAACGGCACGACUAUUCACUUGUGGGAGAAGACCGGUGCAAAGCAACAGAAAUGGUUCUUCGAAAAGAUCAACGAUAACGCUGGGCAACAGCAGCAAUCCCAUCAGCAGCAGCAACCUCAACAGACCUACCAUCCGCCACCUCAACAGCAGCAACAGCAGCAACAGCAGCAACAGCAACCUCAGUAUCAACAACCCCAACAGCCCCAGCAACCUCAGCAGCCUCAACAACCCCAGGAACCACCUUGCCCCGUUCCUCCCGGUACUUACUUCCUUAAGAACGUCAAGACUGGCACCGUAAUCGAUUUGAGCCGCGGCGCGGCCGACGAGGGUGCUGACGUAUUCGGGUACAAGCACAACGGUGGAAAUAACCAGAAGUGGCUCCUCCAACCCUCGGGCCGUGGCCAGAACAUGACUCUCAAAAACGUCCAGGCCAACACCUACGCGUCAUUCCCAGGCCAGAGCUUUGCACAGGGUAUCCUCGUCAAGGCAUCUCAACAGGCACAAGAGUACACUAUUCGUGCUGCAGACAAAGGAUUCUAUGUCCAGCCCACCGACCGACCCGGCUUCGUCCUUGACUUGGUUCACGGAUCCGAUGACAAUGGAACAAAGAUCUGUGUCUGGCAGAACAACCAACAGGACAACCAGAAGUGGUAUUUCGAGCGUGCUUAA
Rhizoctonia solani is the source of this 1005-nucleotide messenger RNA. RefSeq names its product ricin-type beta-trefoil lectin domain protein. Bases 1 to 1005 code for a protein of 334 amino acids. The record is from RefSeq and is a predicted model, not a curated record. The transcript has 8 exons. NCBI's taxonomy places the organism in Eukaryota, Fungi, Basidiomycota, Agaricomycetes, Cantharellales, Ceratobasidiaceae.